This is a messenger RNA of Engraulis encrasicolus (European anchovy), 3367 nucleotides long. It is a transcript of the gene sh3bp5a, whose product is annotated as SH3-domain binding protein 5a (BTK-associated). The record is from RefSeq and is a predicted model, not a curated record. Gene Ontology annotation, cellular component: cytoplasm. Gene Ontology annotation, molecular function: protein kinase inhibitor activity. Gene Ontology annotation, biological process: intracellular signal transduction; negative regulation of protein tyrosine kinase activity. The transcript is spliced from 9 exons. NCBI's taxonomy places the organism in Eukaryota, Metazoa, Chordata, Actinopteri, Clupeiformes, Engraulidae. The coding region runs from base 256 to 1737 and encodes 493 amino acids.
AGAAGCCUGUGAUAUUGACUGUCACACGCCUUCGGCUCUGCUUGGAGUGUGGACGUCGAUACUUUUAUGGUCUGUCGGUCUCUUACUUUCCAACGCACUUUAUUGUAAACAGUGAAUAUAAGCUAUAUCGGACUGCCUGGUGUUUAGCGAAGGCGUGGUAGAGUAGCCGCGUCCGCGGCAUAGCGAGCUCGCAGAGGAAUUCGCUUUGUCUUUCUCUCUCCCGUCCACAACGUCCUUUAGACAUUGACAUUUAAAAUGGACAAUUCAGAAAAGGGAAAUAAAUCUGAUGAGGAUUCGGAAUCACCAGAAGAGGAGGAAGUGGAUCCCCGAAUUCAGGGUGAAUUAGAAAAACUGAACCAGUCCACAGACAACAUCAACAGAUGGGAAACUGAGUUGGAGGAUUCACGGCAGAAGUUCCGUGCGGUGCUGGUGGAGGCCACCAUGAAGCUUGACGAGCAGGUGAAGAAGAUCGGCAAAGCUGUGGAGGAGUCCAAACCUUACUGGGAGGCCCGACGCAUGGCCAGACAGGCCCAGGUGGAGGCCCAGAAGGCGACUCAGGACUUCCAGCGUGCCAUUGAGAUCCUGCGGGCGGCCAAGGAAACCAUCGCCCUGGCGGAGGAGAGGCUGCUGGAGGAGGACAGCCGGCAGUUCGACUCCGCGUGGCAGGAGAUGCUCAACCACGCCACGCAGAGGGUGAUGGAGGCGGAGCAGGCGAGGACGCGUAGCGAACUGGCGCAUCGGGAGACGGCAGCCAAAUACACGGCCGCCAUCAGCCACAUGAAGCAACUGGAGAAGAAGCUGAAACGCACCAUCAACAAGUCCAGGCCAUAUUUUGAAUUGAAGGCGAAGUAUUACCUUCAGUUGGAGCAACUGAAGAAGCAGGUGGACGAAAGGCAGACUAAGCUCACCCAGGCCAAGACAGAGUACCGCACGGCGCUCCGUAACCUGGAAACCAUUUCUGAUGAGAUCCACGCCCGGCGACGGCUGUCCUCCAUUGGGCCAAGGGGCCGCGGCGUGGGGGCAGAGGGAGACGUGACUGGAGAUGACAUCACUAACUUUAAAAUGGAGUCCGACGGCAUUUCCAUGAUGUCGGAGACGUUUGAGGAGGAAGGCAGCAACGAGGCGUCUUCAGAGGAGGAGGCCGAGAGCCAGUCCACCUGUAGCCACAGCAGCAGCUCCUGCCCCAACACCCCGCUGGAGCUGCCCCGGCCUGGGCCCCGACCUCACCCCUUCUCCCCCACCGCCACAACCUGCACCUCCUCCUCCUCCCCCACCACCUCUUCCUCUUGUCCUCACCCGCUCUCCUCCUCCUGCCCCUACCCGUCCUCCUCGUCCUCCUCUUCCUCGCUGUCGUCUGCGUGCCCGGGGGGUCUGGAGCUGCCGCACUCGGGUUCUCUGGAGGGGCUGGGCCAGGUGUCCCCCGUGCUGGGGCCCAGGAGCGAGUGCAGCGGGGCGUCCUCACCAGAGUGCGACCAAGAGAGAGGUGACCGGGCGGAGGGUGUUGAAGGGAAGCCGGAGCCCUCCAUGGUCUCACAGAGUCCCCACCCCCUCCAGAAGAGCUCCCUACUGGAGGAGAGGCUGAAGAAACUGUCCCUGGAAAGCGCGGGGACGACGACGACGACGACAACUUCGACGUCGGCAACAGACUCGGACUCUGGCUCUGAUCCCUUCACUGUGAGCCCUGACCCCACACCAAUAGCAGCCACCCCGACCCUGUGCAUGGUCAACGGUGUCUGAACACCCCCACACCCCCACCAAGAGGUCAAAAGGACUUCGCCUCACCUCACUUCACCCCCCACUACCACAGCCCAUGACCCAACACCAACACCAGUUCCACUGCCCCCGUGUAUGCUGAUCAAGGUCUGAAGGGAGCACCCCACCCCCAAAAUGAGAGUCCAGAGGAGCUCACCUCACCUCAGCUCACAUCACCUCCCAUUCGUUGUUCAACACUACCAACACCCCCCCCCCCCCAACCCAUCUGUCCCUGUGUGUGGUGAACAGGGUCUGAGAGAACCCCCAACCCCCCACACCAAAAACAGAGAAGGCCUCUCGACCCCAACCUCCCCUUCCUCUGCCCAACACUACCCCCACCCCCCAAAACCAAGACUUCAAAAGGACGUCACUCUCCGACCUCAUCUAUACUCUCCUGCCCAACACUGCCAUACCCUGUUACCCAACACCAGCCCAAUCUCUGGAUGUGCUAAAAUCAAGAGGACCAUCAUGUCACCUGCCCACCACUGCCCAAACACUACCACACCACCCCCAUGUCCCCGCACCAGCCCCUCCUGUGUGUGCGCUGAAGGAAUUUUGUGAGCACACCUUUGUCACCCCCAACACUUCCAUUCUACACCCCCCUUGAACAAAAGGACAAGAUCAUAGACAUAUACAGUACACUACAUGGAUGCCACAUUGAUUAUAUCAGGGUAUACGGCGCCACCAUCUUGGUACAGUAGCCACGAAUGGGUGCCAUCUCUUCAGCAGUGAAUGGUUGAUGAGACCUUCUAAAAGGAGCACUGUGGUAGUCCACAUUAGUUGUGUUAUUCACUGUCACAAAAAGUGUUCCCUCAGAAAGUACUGUUCUAGUAUUGCCGUCCUUUUAGCGCAUUGUUUUGGCAGCACUGUCAACCAAUGCAGCAGCAUCCGUGUAAUAAAUGUCUAUGGACAAGAGAAGCUUCCUCCUCCAAAACAAAUAAGAAGGUGAACAAGACCUCCAGAAGAUCUUGCUCUGCACCCCCACCCCACCCCACCCCACCUAGAGGGUGAGAGGACCUCACCACACCUCCAUCCCCUCCAUCCUCUGACCCCACAUCCAUGUCACACAUGUGUCUAUAGUCAGGGUGCGAAGAAAACCAAGAAGGGGGAUAUGUUUCAGAAUUUAAGCAAUAUCAAUGAACUUACAUUAAACUGUAAUCAAAAUCAUGACAAAAAAGUGCCAAUAUCAAAACCAGAAGAGGGGAUAAUCCCCCGCAUCACCCCAUACAAAUCGCAUAUCUAUAAUCGCUGUCUAUAGUGAACAACAGAACCUCAACCCCUCCCCUCCCCCUCCCCUCCUCACAUCCUGCCCAGCACUACCCAGCCAUGUGCCAUAGAUGAUCUUUGUGUUGUGCUCGUCCCCCUGUCCCCCUGUGUGAGGUGGGACUGUGACUGUGUGACUGUUAGCCUGUCCCUCUCUGUACGUAGUAGCUCUGAAGUGUUCUGCCUCUAUGAUGGUUGGAAGAUGACGCGCACGGCACGAAUGCCAAUGGACAGUAUUAAAGACUUGCUGAUGUGACAAAACGUGCAAGGAAGGACGGAUGUGUGACAUCCAGGAUAUGAUAUAACACACACACACACACACACACACACACACACACACACGCACGCACGC